GCCACGGACCUCAAUGUAAUCUCCAUUUUGAAUGUUUUUAUGCCAAGUUAGCGCCUAUUUGCAGGUGGUGGCAGUAACUGGCGGAAUCGAAUAGUUUUAUCGAGUUAUUUUAUUUGUGCGUUUUUGGGCGAAAAUAGACUAAUCGUCUUAGAUUUUAGCCCGAUAUUUCUGCGCGGCGUCAACUUACAGAUUCUUCAAACGACCUCGAUUUGACACUCACUGAAGUGUUUCGUUUUGCUAGCUAACAGUUAGCAACAGAAACAUUAAACAAAACAAUGUGAAGCGAUGCAUCAAAUCAGAACAGAUACUUAAGGCCUGAAGGAUUCAAGAGAUGGAUCAAGGAGGUGUGAGGAAUGUCAAAAACAGAGAUGAGUGUUUGAUUCCCCUCGACUACGGCGACAGCUCAGUUGAGGGAGUUCUCCGCAGUGGCGCACACAGCACCAUGUCCGUUGCCCCAACCUCUCUGGUUCCUCCGCCCAGCCCCUUAAUGCAGCCUGUGUCAGGAGACCUUCCCAAUGGAGUCAGCAAUUCACCCUCUUCGGAGGAGCUCACUAUCAAUUUACCAACCUCCCUGGACCUCUAUGUGGAGGAUCCAGACAUGAAAAUGUUAGGGAAGGACCAAAGGGCUCAGCAGGCCUUCCAGCAGCAGUCGGUGGUGGGCCUCUACAGUAUUGGGGACAGCCUCUCACGGCUGGAGGCCAGCAUUGCAGAUCUCAACAGCUCCUCCCCAUCGGUGGACUCCCUUAUCGGAGGGGUGGAUCCAAGUCUUUUCCCUCUGAAAAACGAGGACUUCUCUCCCAUGGAUAAAGGGGACAUUGAUCUGGAACAGGAUCCAUUUGGGCCUAUUGGGAAAGAUGUGGAUGCUAGCAACACCAAGCUCUUUGGUGACAACACCAUGGACCUCCUGCAGGAGUUUGAGUUGGCUGCGUCGCCGUCCGAUUUCUACGUGGGAGACGAGUUUCCCACCUUGUCUGAGGAAUCCCUGCUGGGAGUCAUCACUUCUGAAAGGGAUACAAAGCCAGCAGUUUCCGUGAGCAACACCAAUGGCACCAGUGCCACCAGUGGCACCACCGGCGUCAACGGCACCUCCAGCUCCAGUCCUUCUGGCCUCACUGCAACCAGCCCUUCCCCUGUGGUCAAGUUGGAGAAAGAACCCCUGAUCCAGCUCUACACUCCAGGGAUCAUCAAACAGGAGAACCCCACUGGAAGGAGCUUCUGUCAGAUGGCUGGUUCAGAGCUGUCGAGCCCGCUCAGUGCAGCGUCCAUCUCCAUCUGUGGCGUUAGCACCUCGAGCGGACAGACUUACCACUUUGGAGGCUCCACCUCCACUGCGGCCACCAACGGUCAGCAGAAAGAUCAGAAGCCAAUUUUCAAUGUAUACACACCACAGGCCGUCACGGGGGAUGGCUGGGGGAGAGGAUUUGGAAACGUCACCAGGAUACAACAAGGGGCCACUGACAGCUUUAGUGGAAGCCAGAACUUCACAGCUGCCUAUGGCAGGCUGGAGUCCAGCGCCGCCUUGUCCACAGGCACAGGGAAACCCAGCGGCAGCACACACAAGAUCUGCCUGGUGUGUUCAGACGAGGCCUCUGGCUGCCACUAUGGAGUGCUAACCUGUGGCAGCUGCAAGGUCUUCUUCAAACGUGCGGUGGAAGGAUGGCGUUCGAGACAGAACACAGAUGGGCAACAUAAUUACCUGUGCGCAGGAAGGAACGAUUGCAUCAUCGAUAAAAUCCGCAGGAAGAACUGCCCCGCUUGCCGCUUCCGCAAGUGCCUCAUGGCCGGCAUGAACUUGGAAGCACGUAAGGCCAAGAAGCUGAACCGCUUAAAGGGUGUGCAGCAGUCGACCACGGCCGAGCUGGGCCCUGCCCCCGUGCCAGAAACGCGGGCACUGGUGCCCAAGGCUAUGCCCCAGCUUGUGCCCACCAUGCUGUCCCUUCUCAAAGCCAUCGAGCCCGAGACCAUUUACGCUGGCUACGACAGCACCCUGACCGACACCUCCACUCGCCUCAUGACCACCCUGAACAGGCUGGGUGGGCGGCAGUUCGUCUCGGCAGUGAAGUGGGCUAAAGCUUUGCCAGGUUUCCGGAACCUUCACCUGGAUGACCAGAUGACCUUGCUGCAGUGUUCCUGGCUUUUCCUGAUGUCUUUCAGUUUGGGAUGGAGGUCCUACCAGCAGUGCAAUGGCAACAUGCUCUGUUUUGCCCCAGACCUGGUGAUAAAUGAGGACAGGAUGAAGCUGCCCUACAUGGGUGACCAGUGUGCACAGAUGCUCAAGAUCUCCAACGAGUUUGUGAGGCUGCAGGUGUCCAAUGAGGAGUACCUGUGCAUGAAGGUGCUUCUGCUGCUCAGCACAGUGCCAAAGGAUGGUCUGAAGAGCCAGGCUGUGUUCGAUGAAAUCAGGAUGUCCUACAUCAAAGAACUGGGAAAAGCCAUUGUCCGGAGAGAGGAGAACUCCAGCCAGAACUGGCAAAGAUUCUACCAGCUCACUAAGCUACUGGACUCCAUGCAUGAUAUGGUGGGAGGACUGUUGAACUUCUGCUUCUACACGUUCGUGAACAAGUCCUUGAGUGUGGAGUUCCCUGAGAUGCUCGCUGAGAUCAUCAGCAACCAAUUACCAAAAUUUAAAGCCGGGAGUGUCAAACCUUUGCUCUUUCACCAGAAAUGAGGAGGAAGAGAAGGAAAAAGAAACAGCCCUCGGGCUGGCAGCAGGACACCAUGCCUUAAAACAUUACAUCACCCAGAAUCCCUUGCCAACCACACAGAGGGCCGGUGAGACACAGGGAGGGAUGGGGGGAGCGAGGUAGAGAGAGAGGGAGGGAGAGUUUGAAGCACAGUGAGAGAGUGAAGAGGGAGAGAGAUUGAUAGAAGAAGGGAGAGGGGCAGUGGGUGGGAAGAGUAUGCAACUAACCCAGUAUAAAACCAUGGUGGGCAAGUGGUGAUCUUAGACGGGUAAAAGAACGCAAAAAAGAGUUCCUGAUAUACAGCUAUACAGUUAUAGGAUAAAUAGCUAUACAGUUGUAAUUAUAUAACUAUAAUACUAUCGUGGUUUUAAAAAAAACAAACAAAAAAAAGACUAUAAAUGUUGUCUCAGGUGUUUGAUCCUCAAAAAUUACAGUAAGGAAGAAAAAUAAAGCUAUUUCUCUGAGAUUGUCAUUUGUAUAGUUUCCACACAUCUGUUUAGUUUGGUUUUGUUUUUUAAUCAAAGGCAACACAGCACUUACUGUUAAAUAUUCUCAAUGUAGAGAACAUUUUAGAUUUUCUGAACUUUUAAUUUUUGUCAGUCAAAAACAAAGAAUUUUUCAUCUGAUAUAUCCGAUGCACAUCUUGUUUCAAUAAUAUGUACAGUGAAAUGGCUUUAGCGUUGGUUGAAGUUGGCUGGAAAAUUGAAUACUUUCACAUUUAACAUAUCCUUACUAUUUUAAAGCUCACAUAUUUUUUGCUAACUGCUAAAGGAAUUGCACAGUUAUAGCAAAAGGGAAACCCUGUGCCUUUUUUAAGUCUGGCCCAUGUUAGCAGAUCUCUGUAACAGUGUGCUGAGAGUUUUGCAUCAUCACGUUAGAUAUUGUAUUUGAUUGUAUUUUUAUACCCACUUGCACUGGCAUUUUUUUUUCCUUUUUAUCAUGGCUCUGUUUAAGUUUUUGGCAGCUCCAUGAUGACAUUGUGGGAACUAAAGCGUUCCUUAUUGCCAUGGUAAUGAAAACAGGAGUGUGGUUUAUAAUCUGCAAAACUCAAUGAUGUAUUAGAUUAUGACUAAAAUGCAAUUUGAGUACUUGCACUCCUAUUGAUUGCUUUAAAGAAAUGUUACAUAAAAUUUAACGUUUGGAUUAACCAUGUUAAUCUGAAUUAUGCAAUGUGAGUCAUAGUUCUUAUCUAAGAUCAGGUUGGUCUUUUGGGGGUUUUUUGUGUUUCGUUUUGGUGACCCUGGCUUAUUGAAGUAAAAACCUUGACCCUUGUACCAGUGUUCCCCAGUUUUGGUCCUGGACUAUCUGUGUACUGCACAUUUUAGUGUUUUCCCUGUGAGGUAAAAUGCACCUGUUACUAAAGCUGUUUACAAUGAGCAUGGACAACACUGAACUGUGCAGCACAGACACACCUGAGGGCCAAGAUUGGGAAACACUGGAUUACAGCCAAAUAAAGUGGACACGGAUUCCACCACUAUCAUCAGGCUAGUUCGAGUAUCAAUGCCAGUGGCCUAGUUUCCAUAGAAGCAAAAAAUGUCUAUUAUUGGAAAGAAUUAAAUAAAGUACAAUCAUAUCUACACAUUAGCUCUAUGUACAUGAAUAAAUUAAUUAUUUAAACUUUGCCAUGACAACUCAGGCCACAGCCUAGAUGAAUUGGUGGUAACUCUUUAAGCCGAAGGCAGUUGCUCCUUAUGCAGUACUAUAUGCCUCCGUGUCUGUUUCAGCUCAUACUCUUCUGUUUAAUCUGUGUAACCCUUUUGGUUUUUUUCAAGUGCUAACGACCUUCCCGUUCACUUCUCAAAUAAACCGCACCAGUGAAAGCGUCAUGCUAGCCUCACUACUCACUUCUCGGGGAAUUUCUACAAGCCUCUUUUGAUGUAACCUAUUCUUUCUGUGCCAAAAGUGUAAUCAUUGUUAGAAUCUGAAAACUGUGUUUGUCUUAACAGGUUGUCAAAAGUUAUGAACAGAUAAUGGAGAAAAAAAGACAUGGAAUAUUUUUCAUUUCCCACUGUAAAAGCUUAUUACAUGUUUAAUACAUGAAUAAAAAGAGCAGAUUAUAUCUA
Molecule: messenger RNA, 4747 nt
Organism: Electrophorus electricus (electric eel)
Lineage: Eukaryota; Metazoa; Chordata; Actinopteri; Gymnotiformes; Gymnotidae
Gene: nr3c1
Product: nuclear receptor subfamily 3, group C, member 1 (glucocorticoid receptor)
Biological process (GO): nuclear receptor-mediated glucocorticoid signaling pathway; regulation of DNA-templated transcription
Cellular component (GO): nucleus
Molecular function (GO): nuclear glucocorticoid receptor activity; steroid binding; sequence-specific DNA binding
Source: RefSeq, a predicted model, not a curated record